Molecule: messenger RNA, 1815 nt
Organism: Astyanax mexicanus (Mexican tetra)
Lineage: Eukaryota; Metazoa; Chordata; Actinopteri; Characiformes; Acestrorhamphidae
Gene: prim2
Product: DNA primase subunit 2
Exons: 14
Coding region: 94-1635 (513 amino acids)
Biological process (GO): DNA replication, synthesis of primer
Cellular component (GO): alpha DNA polymerase:primase complex
Source: RefSeq, a predicted model, not a curated record
CCGUUAGUUCGGAUCAGGCUGUUGGCGGGACUCGCGCGACAGGAAGAGACUCGGCGGCGGGCUGUUUGUUAUUGUAAAGUAAAGAAAGAGACCAUGCAGUUCUCAGGCAGAAGGAGGAAGCUUGCAGUUCACUCUCAGAAUGAUCUCUACAGCCACUGUCUGCAGCUGUAUGUGCAGCCUCCUCUGGAGAACAUAUCCCUCAGCGAGUUUGAGACCUUUGCAGUGGAGAGGCUGAAAUUGUUGAAGACUGUGGAGAACCUUGGUGUCAGCUAUGUGAAAACAACGGAGCAGUACACCAAGAAACUUCACGCUGAAAUCUCAAACCUUAAUUUCCCACACAAAGCAGAAGUGGAUGAGGCAAGUUUUACCAAAAGUCAGGUUGGACCAUCUGAAUAUGAGAAGCGAAGGAAAGACCACAUCUCUCAUUUUAUUCUGCGCCUGGCAUAUUGCCAAACGGAGGAUCUCAGACGGUGGUUUAUCCAGCAGGAAAUGGACCUUUUUCGCCACCGUUUCAAUGACCUCAGCUCCAAGUAUAAGACUGAGUUUCUGCAUAAAAAUAAUCUGAAAUAUGACACGUUAAGUGCGGAUGAAAAGAUGAAUCUGAAAGAUCAGCUCAUAAACUCCACUUUUGGUUUUAGUGGAAUCACUAUUGUGGAGCAGGAUUUCUACAAGGUCCCUUUCCAAGAUGCCUUGGAUUUAAUACGGACGAGGAAAGUCUUCCUGAGAGGUGGUUAUGCCUACAUUCCCCACCAGGAUAUUGUCACAAUUGUUCUGAAUGACUUCCGCACAAGACUUUCCAAAGCUCUCGCACUGACCGCACGAUCCUUACCAGCGGUACAGUCUGAUGAACGGCUCCAGCCUCUGCUCAACCACCUCAGCCAUGCCUACGUGGGCCAAGAUUACAGCAUCCAGAAAAACAUUGGGAAGAUUUCCUUGGAGCAGAUUGAUCCACUCUCAGCGAAGUCCUUCCCUCUGUGCAUGAGGCAGCUCCACAAGUCCUUAAGAGAGAACCACCAUCUGCGCCACGGUGGCCGCAUGCAGUACGGCCUCUUCCUCAAGGGCAUCGGCCUUACCUUGGAGCAGGCGCUGCAGUUCUGGAGGUCUGAGUUCAUUAGAGGCAAGGUGGACGCAGAUAAGUUUGACAAAGCAUAUGCCUACAGCAUCCGCCACAUGUUUGGAAAGGAAGGAAAGCGAACAGACUACACCCCCUACAGUUGUAUGAAGGUGAUUUUGUCAAAUCCACCGAGCCAAGGCGACUACCAUGGAUGUCCAUUCCGCCACAGUGACCCAGAGCUACUGAAGCAGAAGCUGCAGUCUUAUAAGCUCUCCCCCAGUGGGAUCGUUCAGAUUUUGGAGCUCGUCAAGGGAAUGCACUAUCAGCUGGCCUGCCAGAAGUACUUCGAGUUGACACACAAUAUUGAAGAUGCCGGAUUCUCUCUGAAUCAUCCCAACCAGUACUUCAUGGAGAGCCAGAGACUGCUGGGUGGAGUCAAAGAGAUCAAGAAAGAAGUGGAGGUGCCCCAGAAAGUGCAGGAAAACUCAGCCACUAAUGGUACCAGUGUGUCACGUCAGCCCAACACUACACAGGCUAUGGAGGAGAUGGGGGAUCUAGACUCGUAUUUUGCUGACGAGUAAUGGUGCGGUGCAGUUACACAAAACAACAAAUGAUCUUCUCUCAGCGCCUUUAUAGCACUUUUCCCACUGUUCUUUUUGUAUUUCCUUGGUUAUUAAAAAUAUUACCUUUAGUGGCACUUUGUUACUUGGUGAUUGUCUUUUUACAUGAAAAAUUAAUAAAAUUAAUACUGGGAAAAAAAA